Molecule: messenger RNA, 1473 nt
Organism: Drepanopeziza brunnea f. sp. 'multigermtubi' MB_m1
Lineage: Eukaryota; Fungi; Ascomycota; Leotiomycetes; Helotiales; Drepanopezizaceae
Product: mitochondrial 37S ribosomal protein mS29
Cellular component (GO): mitochondrial small ribosomal subunit
Molecular function (GO): structural constituent of ribosome
Source: RefSeq, a predicted model, not a curated record
AUGUCGACUUCUCAGUGCUGGAAAUGCCUUGUUGCCAGGCCUGUUACUGCCCAAUUCGCCCCUACGCUGGCUGUGAGGCUGGCAGCCCCUGCUCGGAAGUUCUCGACGACGGCAAUGCUGGCUGCUGGACCCCCGACCAAGACACCGAAGAUGGUGGCAGGAAAGAGUAAAGGUGCGAAGACGCUGCGGAUCAAGAAGAAGGCCUUUGUGAAGACGGGGAAGCCGCCCGCGGCUGGAGAGCGAAAGGCGAUGCGGAAGAGGAUUGUGCUGAGUAACACGAAUGCGCUGGAAGUUGAGGAUCUCAGGGAUCUGAACGGAAAGCUUGUGGACGAGCUCUUGCAGCAGGAUGCUGAGGCGCGACCGAAUAAAGGGUCGUUGGCGGCGGUUGUGAUGGGGGAGGAUGAACCCAGGAUGGUGGGACAAGUGGUAGGGUUGAAUGGGGUGACGGUCGACAGUCUGAGGGCUGUGGAGGCUUUCAAGACGACGCAGGGAUGGGGAAUUUUCCGGCGGCCUGCGGUGUUGAUCAGGGGGGAGAGUGUAGUCAUGGCAAGGAGGAUGAUGGAGGCCGAGGGCAAGGCCGAGACGAUCAGGAUGGUGCUGGAUGGAGAUAAGGGGACGGGAAAGAGUCUGAUGAUGUUGAGUGCUAUGGCCACGGCGUUUGCGAAGGGCUGGGUUGUGAUCAAUAUCCCUGAAGCCCAAGAAGUUACAAACGCCAUGACAGCGUACGCAGCGUUACCAAACACAAACCCGACCCUCUGGUCCCAGAAUACAUAUAUUGCCAACUGGCUCUCCCAAAUCGCAAAAGCCAACAUCGCUGUCCUCCAAUCCUUCACUCUACCCGAAGAACUCACCGCUCCUAUUACAGUCCCAAAAGGUACCACCCUCUUCCGUCUCUGCGAACUCGGUGCCCGCGACCCCGAAAUCGCGUGGCCUAUGUUCGAAGCCUUCUGGUCAGAGCUCGCUACUCCGGGACAUCCCCCAGUUCUCAUGUGUCUUGACGGCUUAAGUUUCGCCAUGCAAGACUCGCUCUACCGCGCCCAGGAUUUUUCCCUUAUCCAUGCUCACGACCUGGCUGUCAUCAGGCAUUUCGUGGACCACCUCUCCGGCACCAAGAAGCUCCCGAAUGGAGGUGCCGUGCUAGCGGCGACUAGUCGCUCUCAUGCCCCAGUCUCGAAAUCGCUAAACUUGGCCAUCAAGCAGGCCGAAGAUCGGCAGGCGGGCAGGAACAUUACGCCAAAAGAUCCUUUCGAGAAGGCGUACGAUGCGAGGGCUGACAAGGUCCUGAGUAGUGUGGAGGUCAUGAGGUUGAAGGGAUUGACUAAGCGAGAAGCGAGAGGACUGAUGGAGUACUGGGCGAAGAGUGGAGUGUUGAGGUGUCAGGUUGACGAGGAGACGGUGGCGGAGAAGUGGGCGCUCGCUGGCAACGGUGUCGUUGCUGAGAUCCAGAGGGCGGCGCUCUGGAUGAGGAUGUAA